Dalotia coriaria is the source of this 1401-nucleotide messenger RNA. RefSeq names its product probable tyrosyl-DNA phosphodiesterase. The coding region runs from base 46 to 1401 and encodes 451 amino acids. The record is from RefSeq and is a predicted model, not a curated record. Gene Ontology annotation, cellular component: nucleus. The transcript is spliced from 6 exons. Gene Ontology annotation, biological process: DNA repair. Gene Ontology annotation, molecular function: 3'-tyrosyl-DNA phosphodiesterase activity; double-stranded DNA binding; single-stranded DNA binding. Lineage: Eukaryota; Metazoa; Arthropoda; Insecta; Coleoptera; Staphylinidae.
UAAUUUAAAAGCAGUAAUUUAUAAUUGUAUAUUUUCUACCAUAAAAUGGAUACAACAGAAAGCAAAGACAUUAAAGUCCUGACAAUGCGGGAAAGAUUGGAACUGUGUGCACCGUUUAAUUUAUUUUUUACUACGAUUCCCGAGGAGCCUAAGACAACUGGAUAUAAUUGUAUUGCAUUUCCAGAUUUAAUUUGUCCAAGUCUUGGAAUCUUGGAAAAGUCCUUACAAAUCAAUUUUAUGCUUGAUAUCGACUGGUUAAUUGAUCAAUAUGAAGUUCAUAACUUACAUACAACACCCAUUACAGUUAUUUGGGGGCGGGAACUUGUGGAAGAUAUGAGCGAAUACAUAUCGGAAACAUAUCCAAAUGUAAAGACGCAUAAAGUGACAAUGGAAAAUCCAUUUGGACUUCACCAUUCAAAAAUUGGAAUUUAUAAAUUUGGUGAUGACACAAUAAGAAUUGUCAUUUCUUCGGCCAACUUAUACUUUCAAGAUUGGAAUCGUUACAAUCAAGGACUUUGGAUGAGUCCUCCCUUGCCCAAAAUGGCCGCGUCCAAGCACGAUUUUGAUUGCGCUGGACCCACCGACUUCAAAAUUGAUUUAUUAACUUAUUUGGAGUCAUACAACAUUAAUGUCCUAACUGAAUGGAUUCAAUUAAUUAAACGUGCUGAUUUUUCUUCAGUAAAGGUGUAUUUCAUCUGUUCAAUUCCUGGAAAUCAUCACCCAGGAAGCAAAAGCAGUCAUUUUCAUCGCGUAGGUGAUAUAUUGAGCAAACAAUGCUCCCUGCCCAGCGAAACAGGACAUGACCCUGAAGGUGCUCUCUCAUGGGGUAUAAUUGCGCAAGCAUCCAGUCUUGGGCUGUUUGGAGAUAAUUUAGGCCACUGGUUAGAGCCUAUUUUAAUGCGGGCACUCUCAAGCCACCAAGCUUCACCUUAUAACAAACGAGCGCCACGAAAUCCAACUUUGAGCUUGAUCUACCCCACAGAUCAAAACGUUGAAAACAGUAUUUUUGGUCGGAGUGGUGGUUGCUGUCUUCCAUAUAAAAUGAAUAUCAAUGAAAAACAAGAAUGGCUUAGAGAUUAUCUUCAUGUAUGGAAAGCUGAUAACACUGGAAGGUCAGAGGUAAUGCCUCACAUUAAAAGUUACAUGAGAGUUUCGCCAUGUUUAACAAAAUUAGCGUGGUGUUUGAUUACCAGCGGCAAUAUAUCAAAAGCGGCUUGGGGCUGUUAUCCAAAUCGGUAUGGUGGAUCGUAUAUUCGAUCGUAUGAAGCAGGCGUAAUGUUUUUGCCUCAUAUGUUUGAUGACGACAAAUCAAAGCAGUCAAUAUAUCUUACUAUUUCUUUAUUAACAAUAGAAUACAAGUUUAGAUUUUACAUGUCAACAAAAUACAUGCCGCCAUAUUGA